Messenger RNA from Austrofundulus limnaeus, 1035 nucleotides. RefSeq names its product tumor protein, translationally-controlled 1 (gene tpt1). The transcript has 6 exons. Lineage: Eukaryota; Metazoa; Chordata; Actinopteri; Cyprinodontiformes; Rivulidae. Gene Ontology annotation, molecular function: calcium ion binding. The coding region runs from base 84 to 596 and encodes 170 amino acids. The record is from RefSeq and is a predicted model, not a curated record. Gene Ontology annotation, cellular component: cytoplasm.
UUCUGUCUUUUUUUCCUCUGUCGCGCUGUCGGGGCGGUUGGGCUGCUUUCUGUCUCGGGAAGAUUUAACACCUAAGCAGCAAAAUGAUCAUCUACAAGUGCAUCAUCAGCAAUGAUGAGAUGUUCUCCGAUACCUUCAAAGUCAAGGAGUCUGACAGUGGGAUAUUCUUCGAAGUUGAAGGCAAGACGGUCACCAGGACAGAAGGGUUUGAUGACGCUUUAAUUUCAGCCAACGCCUCUGCCGAAGAAGCCAUCGAGUCCAACGAGUCGGCCACAGUCUCCGGAGUGGACAUCAUCCUCAACCACAAACUGCAGGAGACUGGCUUCGACAAGAAGCAGUACAUGGCAUACAUCAAAGAAUACGUUAAAGCUAUCAAGGCCAAGCUGCAAGAAACCAACCCUGACAGAGUGGAGAGCUUCAUGGCUGAAGUCCAACCAGAAGUUAAGAGGAUCAUUGGAAACAUCAAGAACUACCAGUUUUUCACAGGAGAGUCCAUGAACCCCGAGGGUAUGGUGGGUCUGCUGGACUACCGUGAGGAUGGCAUCACACCAUACAUGCUUUUCUUCAAAGACGGGCUGCUGGUGGAGAAAUGUUAACAACCUGGAUCAACUGUUAAAUUGACUGCUGCUUCCCAAAACGUCCUCUAAAGCAGACUGAAGGAGACCUACUCUGCAUCAUGUCUGAACAGAUUGUGUCCUGCCCACACUGUGGCCCCCUCGGUUUCACAGAACUGAGGAAAACCUGUCAUUCGAUCACUGAAUAGUUUUUAACUUUGUUUUGAUUUUUGCCUUUUGCAGUGUUUUUUUGGUUUUCCUUUUGGGCCAGUGUUCAUAAUGAAAACUAAAAGGGAGGACAGGAAGUGAACCUCCGGCUGCAAAGUAUUUUUUGUCCGUCUCAUACUGUUUUAGCAACACAAUCCAUACAGUUUGACAUCUCCGGCCUUCUUCAUGCUUGGGUUUAUGGUUGCAUUAAAUGAAUCCAUCCACAAUGCAAAGACUUCUGGUGAAAUUUGAAAAUAAAGUACCUCUACUUUGA